UGAAACGGAGAACAGACAAGCGGACCGCUAGCAUCCACGAUGAUAAUCCUGCCUCAUUGUCUGGACAGCAUUUGACAGGAAAAUGACAAAAGUGUGAAGCCACCUCGAAUGCUGAAAAACCCGGAUUAACCAAUACCACAGUCUCUGUAUGUGUUUGUGUUCGCCAUCAUCGAGCAUCGGAUCUUGAGGGAAACAGCAGAGGGAGCCAGAUCGGGAGGAGCAGGCUGAAGACAACAUGCCCCCCAAGUUUAAACGACACCUCAAUGACGACGAGGUCACAGGAUCCAUCCGCAGCGAGAGGAGGAACCUACUGGAGGAAGACUCUGAUGAGGAAGAAGACUUCUUUCUGAGAGGGCCCACAGGACCCAGAUUUGGACCUCAGAAUGACAAAAUGAAGCAGGUGCAGUCGCAGGUUGAUGAGGUGAUCGAUGUGAUGCAGGAGAACAUCUCCAAGGUGAUAGAGAGGGGCGAGCGUCUCGACGACCUGCAGGACAAGUCGGAGAGCCUAUCGGACAACGCGUCUGCCUUCAGUAGCCGAGCCAAACAGCUGCACAGGAGGAUGUGGUGGAGAGACAUGAAGAUGAAGAUGAUUAUUGCCUUGGUAGUCGUCGCUCUCCUGCUCAUUAUCAUCAUUCCAGUGAUCCUGCGAUAUCGCUAGUGUCUGACGAGGAGGAUGGGGGAGAACCCUUCUCUUCCUCCCCUUCCUCACUCUCUCUCUCUUCUCCGCACAUAGUUCUUCACUCCCGCUAGGGGGCGCCAGCCAGCCUCCCACACCCCCCUCAGUGUCGGCCUGUGUACCCUUUGAGAUCUGGCCUCAACUUGCCCUUAGUACAGAUCUUAUCAUUGGUUUUUCCACAUAAAUCUGCUGUGGGAUCAGUACUAAGGCUCGGUUCGAUCCCUUGGUUUAACUAAGCUAGAGAAAGGGGACACAGGACAUUUGGGGAGAUAUUUUAAAGCAGUUUUGGAGAAAACUGCAGACUCUCAGCCCUCUAGUCAAUGUGAAGGAGUGCUCCAUUCCAUGAUACAUAUCACAUGUAGGGCCUGUCUUUGCCUUGACAAGAGGGAAACUCCAGGUUGUGCAUAUUACAUCAUAUAUAGAUACUGUAAAGGCAGGGAAUCCAUGCCGACUAGCUGGUCUGUAUCUGCUGCAGCAGCCUCCUGUAACGGGGCUUUAACAUUUAGCGAACCUCAGAUGUCUACCCAUGAUUCCUCGUGUGCCGUCUUCUCACCACCUGACGUUCAAAGGGAGCAUUUUCACUCGGCGGUUCAACACAAGGCGAGGGAACAUCUGAGGUUCAUCUGCGUAGUCAAAGGUCGCUUCUUUUAAUCAUCAGAAAGGCUUUCUGAUAGAAACUUAUCAGGUAUGUUUCCUCAUCAGUGCAGGUGAUUGGAAAAGGGAUUAGAAAGGAACGCCAUCUGUUCAGACAACAUGCUGCGUAUUCUACACCAUAAAUCACCGCUUUUCCAUUCCGUCUGCCUCCUGAUAGCAUCUUAUACUGUACAGCAGGACCAUGACAAACCAAAUCAUCCAGGUUAUGAAUGUCUUCUCGCCACUCUACACCCUCAACCUCUCACCUUCCUCCUGGGUCGUGCUGAGCUCUGGGCCGGUUUUGUCACGGCUAUCCUACUUUCCUGCUCGUGACAUUAACCUGUCUGUUACUCUGCACAUGUUUGUGUUUGAGUUUAAUACCGCUUUCUGUCGUUUUUCACAGUUUUUAAGUUUUUAUUUUUGCUGGUCGCUCAGUGUGAUGCUUGUAUGAAUGCUGGUAUUUCCCACUGAAGGCAGAGUUCAUCUCUCUACUGUUACAUUAUGUUCAAGGAGGGAUAAUUUAAUAGAGCUGUGAAACAAACUUAGGUGUCAACGUGUCUGAAUUAAUUAACUUUACAAUGCAUACAACUCUACAUUGUCAUUUUAUUAUUUUUAAUGUAAUUUAUUUUAGCUGUAAAUAUUGAUUCUGUAAUGAUGUACAAUACUCUGGCAUUGGAUUGGAAGACUGUGAUAUAUUGAUCUGUUUUGCUCUGAAAUAAACUGAUUUUAACUGGCA
Molecule: messenger RNA, 2045 nt
Organism: Chelmon rostratus (copperband butterflyfish)
Lineage: Eukaryota; Metazoa; Chordata; Actinopteri; Chaetodontiformes; Chaetodontidae
Gene: vamp4
Product: vesicle-associated membrane protein 4
Exons: 8
Coding region: 236-658 (140 amino acids)
Biological process (GO): Golgi ribbon formation; vesicle-mediated transport
Cellular component (GO): membrane
Source: RefSeq, a predicted model, not a curated record